GGGAGUUCUUGAAUUCGCUGCUGAUGUUGAAGUUGACGUUACGCUCCAUGCUCAUUGUGAGGAGUACGCCGACGUGCUAGUCACUGGACGCAGACUCUAGGACUCCAGACCAUUGGCACUAGCAACAUAGAUGUCUCUCUCGGGGUUUUCCGAAGCCUCUAGCGAUGUUUAGGUUGAUUUGGCCCGAGACUUGCGUGCACAGCUUCCGCGGCACUGGUACUUACACUACCAGGUGUAUUGCCCGUUUUGACAUGGGAUCUGACUGGCAUUUGGUACGCUUCCGCCGUCGUCUCUGCACGUAUAGACCCAGGAGUAGCAGUCUCUGGAUCCGGGUGAUCAGUUCACUGAUCAGGUGCAGUAACCAUGCAGGACGCCGUGAUGCUACGGAAAUUUGGGAGCACUUACUCGCCUCCUGCUGGGCACUGGUGUACUUGGUGUACAUAGGGCUCAUAUGCGCAGAGACCGCCUUUGGCGCUCGCGUCCGCUGACGAUGCAUU
Mytilinidion resinicola is the source of this 497-nucleotide messenger RNA. RefSeq lists its product as uncharacterized. Lineage: Eukaryota; Fungi; Ascomycota; Dothideomycetes; Mytilinidiales; Mytilinidiaceae. The coding region runs from base 165 to 488 and encodes 107 amino acids. The transcript has a single exon. The record is from RefSeq and is a predicted model, not a curated record.